Molecule: messenger RNA, 1833 nt
Organism: Ricinus communis (castor bean)
Lineage: Eukaryota; Viridiplantae; Streptophyta; Magnoliopsida; Malpighiales; Euphorbiaceae
Product: alpha-copaene synthase
Exons: 7
Coding region: 79-1623 (514 amino acids)
Biological process (GO): diterpenoid biosynthetic process
Molecular function (GO): terpene synthase activity; magnesium ion binding
Source: RefSeq, a predicted model, not a curated record
AGGGUGCAAGUGCGCUUUGGCUAACACAACACACGAAUGUUAGAACAAUAAAGGAGCAACUCUUGCUAUCUUAUAAUAAUGUCUCUGCAAGUUUCAGCAGUCCCUAUUAAGACUUCAACCCAAAAUGCAACAUCUGCUGUUAAACGACACUCUUCUACUUAUCAUCCAACAAUCUGGGGAGAUCAUUUUCUUGCAAAUCUUUCUCACUCUAAGAUAAUUGAUGGUUCAAUUGAACAACAAUUUGAAGGACUAAAGCAAAAAGUGAGAAAGAUGAUAAUCGACCUCAACAAUGAGCCUUGCAAAAAAUUGGGUUUGAUUGAUGCAGUCCAACGCUUAGGUGUUGGUUACCAUUUCAAGAGUGAGAUAGAAGAUGUGUUGCAAAAGGUGUAUCAUGAUUAUAGUGACGAUGAGGAUGACCUUAACACUGUUGCUCUUCGAUUUCGAUUACUCAGACAGCACGGAAUUAAGGUUUCAUGUGCGAUAUUUGAGAAAUUCAAAGACAGUGAAGGAAACUUCAAGACAUCCUUAAUUAAUGAUGCGUUGGGUAUGCUGAGUUUAUAUGAGGCAACACAUCUUAGCAUACGAGGUGAGGAUGUCUUAGAUGAAGCCUUAGCUUUUACUACAACGAACCUUCAAUCAGUAUUGCCUCAAUUGAACACUCAUCUAGCGGCACAAAUAAGUCGUGCCCUCAAUCGUCCCAUCAGGAAAUAUCUACCAAGGUGGUGGAAAAGUUUAGAUGUGGCAACAAAACUACCUUAUGCUAGAGACAGAGUGGUGGAGUGCUACUUUUGGAUGGUUGGAGUUUACUUUGAACCUCAAUAUUCUUUUGCAAGAAUAAUGAUGACAAAAAUAAUAGCCAUUACAUCAUUGUUAGAUGAUACUUAUGAUAAUUAUGCUACGGGUGAAGAACUCGAGAUCUUAACAGAAGCUAUAGAAAGGUGGGACAUUAAGGCCAAAGAUGCACUUCCAGAGUACAUGAAAAUAAUUUACACUACAUUAUUAGAUAUCUAUAACGAAUAUGAAGAGAAUAUUGCAAAAGAAGAAAAGUCAUUAUUAUAUUCUGUGUAUUAUGCAAAAGAAGUUAUGAAGAGAGUAGUGCGAGCCUAUUUGGCUGAAGUCAGGUGGCGUGAUAACUGCUACACUCCUACAAUGGAAGAAUAUAUGCAAUCUGCACUUUUAACUACUUGUUCCCCGAUGUUGGCAAUAGCUUCCUUCCUUGGCCUGAAGGAAAUAGCAACAAAAGAAGCAUACGAGUGGGCUUCAAAAGACCCUAAGAUUAUUAGAGCUUCAUCAAUCGUGUGCAGACUUAUGGACGACAUUGUAUCCCAUGAGUUUGAGCAAACGAGGAAACAUGUUGCUUCUGGUGUUGAGUGCUACAUUAAGCAAUAUGGUGCUUCAGAGGAAGAGGUAAUUAAAUUGUUCCGGAAAGAGGUUACAAAUGCGUGGAAAGAUUUGAAUGAGGAGUGCCUCAACCCAACUCCAGUUCCUAUGCCGAUGCUAGAGCGUGUUGUGAAUCUUACACGGGCAAUUGAUGUCAUAUACAAAGAUGAUGAUGGAUACACAAAUUCUCACAUCAUGAAAGACUAUGUUGCUUCGGUACUCAAAGACCCUGUACCAGUUUGAAUGAAUGUUCUCUUGCAAUCUAUUAUUAUCUAAUAUAGUAAGUGUAUAAAAAUAAGAGAUUUGUGUGCCCUCUGGGCCUUAAUCUUGGAAGUAUAUCCCAAGAUUAAUACACAUUUUUCUCAAAUUAUUUGUGAUCUCUUUUUCAUGCUAAUGAUUAUCAUUGUUGCGUUGUCAUUAAAUCUCCAAUGAAAGAACCUCCUAUUUAAUCCA